Messenger RNA from Mucor velutinosus, 1557 nucleotides. RefSeq lists its product as uncharacterized. Gene Ontology annotation, molecular function: ATP binding; mRNA binding; RNA helicase activity. Gene Ontology annotation, biological process: P-body assembly; negative regulation of translation; cytoplasmic stress granule assembly. Gene Ontology annotation, cellular component: P-body; cytoplasmic stress granule. NCBI's taxonomy places the organism in Eukaryota, Fungi, Mucoromycota, Mucoromycetes, Mucorales, Mucoraceae. The record is from RefSeq and is a predicted model, not a curated record. The transcript has 4 exons. Bases 1 to 1557 code for a protein of 518 amino acids.
AUGGCUUCCCAACAACAACUAAGCCACGAAAAUGAUAAUUGGAAAAAGAGUCUUGCUCUUCCUCAAAAAGACAUGAGGCCUCAAACAGAGGAUGUUACUGCCACCAAAGGUAAUGAGUUUGAGGACUACUUCCUGAAGCGUGAACUCUUGAUGGGUAUCUUCGAAGCUGGUUUCGAAAGACCUUCUCCCAUCCAAGAAGAAGCUAUCCCAAUUGCUCUUACUGGUCGAGACAUCUUGGCCAGAGCAAAGAACGGUACUGGUAAAACUGCUGCUUUUGUCAUCCCUACACUUGAAAAGAUCAACAAUAAGAAGGCCAAGAUCCAAGCCUUGUUACUCGUUCCUACUCGUGAGUUGGCUCUUCAGACUGCUCAAGUAUGCAAGAAUCUCGGUAAGCAUUUGAACAUCCAGGUCAUGGUUACUACUGGUGGCACUACUUUGAAGGACGAUAUCAUGCGUCUCAGUGAGCCUGUUCAUGUCGUCGUUGGUACUCCUGGUCGUAUUCUCGAUUUAGCCUCGAAGAACGUUGCUGAUUUCAGUGAAGCAUCCACCUUUGUCAUGGAUGAAGCUGAUAAACUCUUGUCUCCCGAAUUCACCCCCAUUAUCGAUCAAUUAAUCAGCCAUUUCCCCAAGGAUAGACAAAUCAUGCUGUUCAGUGCUACCUUCCCUAUGAUUGUCAAGAGCUUUAAGGAAAAGUACUUGGUCAAGCCCUAUGAGAUCAACCUGAUGGACGAGUUGACUUUGCGUGGUGUCACCCAGUACUAUGCCUAUGUCGAGGAAAAGCAAAAAGUCCACUGUUUGAAUACGUUGUUCUCCAAGCUUCAAAUCAAUCAAUCCAUUAUCUUUUGUAAUUCCACCAACCGUGUCGAGCUUUUAGCCAAGAAGAUCACCGAAUUAGGAUACUCUUGCUUCUACUCUCAUGCAAAGAUGUUGCAAAGCCAUCGUAACCGUGUUUUCCAUGACUUCAGAAACGGUGUCUGUCGUAACUUGGUCUGCUCUGACUUGCUGACGCGUGGUAUCGAUAUUCAAGCCGUCAAUGUAGUCAUCAACUUUGAUUUCCCCAAGAAUGCUGAGACCUAUUUGCAUCGUAUUGGUCGUUCAGGUCGUUUUGGUCAUUUGGGUUUGGCAAUCAACUUGAUUACGUACGAAGAUCGCUUCAAUCUUUACAAGAUUGAGCGUGAGUUGGGUACUGAAAUUCAACCUAUUCCUCCUGUCAUUGACAAAAACUUGUAUGUUGCUCCUAACGCUCUUGAGGAUGCCCAAGUUCAACAACCCAACCGUCAAUUAGCCAUUGCUACUCGCCAACAACAACAACAGCGUGAUCAAGCUCAAUACAGCAACAGCAAUAGCCAUACUAACUAUCAACAACAACAACAACAACAACAACAACAUCAGCAGCAGCAGCAGCCACAGCAACAACAAGUGUAUCACCAAAACGGACAUCAACAACAACAAUAUCGAGGCAAUUACAAUAACGGCAGUAGAGGCGGUGGAGGUGGAGGAGGUCGUCGUCAACAACAUCAAAACCAACAACAAAGAGGUCAAUCUUCAAGAUCAUAA